Sclerotinia sclerotiorum 1980 UF-70 is the source of this 111-nucleotide messenger RNA. RefSeq lists its product with no specific name. The coding region runs from base 1 to 111 and encodes 36 amino acids. The record is from RefSeq and is a predicted model, not a curated record. NCBI's taxonomy places the organism in Eukaryota, Fungi, Ascomycota, Leotiomycetes, Helotiales, Sclerotiniaceae. The transcript is spliced from 2 exons.
AUGAUUGUACCUGCGGCUGCCGCCCCAGUUAAGACGAAAGGGAGGGAUGAGGAGGAGAAAGGUGCGAAGGGUGCCGGAGAAUUGAAAGCAGGAAGGUGGAAAAGCGUUUGA